ACAUGCAGAUUAGAAAGGACUUUUGAUAGUUGCCCUACUGGAGCAUUGCAAAUUUACAAGGAGCAAUGUUAGCAAGAUUUGUUGGUUUAAUGGUAUUCUGCCUCCUGGUAUUCUCUGUAUAAAUGUAAUAACUACGUUUGAGGAGCAGUCACCCUAGUAUCUGAAUUUAACAGGGCUGCCCUGUCCUGUCAGCUUCUCAGUGUCCAGUGUUAAUGACUCGCUGUCACCUCAGAUAGGACGAGAGGCAACAAGCAUAAGCUGAAAUGCAGGAAGGUCCAUCUGAAUUGAACUUUUUCGCUCUUUGUGCUCCUGUGAGAGGUAACGUGACUUACUAGGUUGUGAAACGCCUGCUCCUCCUGACGUGUUUCUGGAAGGCCUUGGUUGUGUCCCCAGCACACCUGCAAGUACACAAACACAGCUUAUAACAGCAAUCACAAUCACAAUAUGUGGCGUUUCCUGGGAAUUCAUUACCAGUCGGGGUCCCUACAGUAAGAUGCAAAGCAGCUUCAUUUUACUGUGACCAUCAGACCUGAACAGCAGCUUGAUUUUCAUGGGAUCCGUCUCUGAGCAAGUGAGCGCUACACACAAAAGAGACCAAAUGCGAACAAAAAACAUCAGGCAUACAUACAGCUCUCUUUCUGGGAAAUCCUGUCUCCACUUCAGCACAGUGGCAUUCAACAAGCACCACGCUAUAUAAAGGGGACUUUUGAGAACUUCUCUUUCAUUUCACUUUGAAGCCGAAAGCUGCCCUGAGCAAUCAUGUUGUCCUACACGUUCUGCGUGAUCGCAGCAGUAGCUACUUUUCUUGUGCCUUGCCAUGCACAGGAUAAGUGUACAGGAAUACUAGGGCUACCCGGUACUCCUAGAGCUAAUGAGCUGCCUGGAAGAGACAGAGGGGACUCUCUGAGAGGAGAACCAGGUCCACCAGGUCUACCUGCUUCUUUUGACACUGCGUUACAAAAAGUAUUAAUAAGUUUAAAACAUCGACUUGCCAGACUUGAAGGGGUGCUUGCUUUGAAUGCGAAAAUAACAGAAGUAGGAGAGAAAAUACUUGCCAGCAAUGGGAGGGAAGUUAAUUUUGCAUCUGCACUGAAAUCCUGUGAAGAGGCUGGAGGAACUCUUGCAACUCCCAUGAAUGAAGAAGAGAACAAGGCUAUAUUGGGUAUUGUUAAACAGUAUAACCGAUACGCUUACUUGGGCAUUAAAGAGAGUGAGACUGCAGGUCAGUUCACCUAUAUGAAUGGCAUACCUGUGAAUUAUACGAAGUGGCACCAAUAUGAGCCAAAUGGCAAAGGGACAGAAAAAUGUGUAGAGAUGUACACUGAUGGAGGCUGGAACGACAGAAAAUGCAACCUGUAUCGCCUCACAAUCUGUGAAUUUUGAAGAAUGGCCUUUCAGCGACCUGAGAAUAUGGAGACCAUGAAAUAUUCUGCGUUAUACGAUAUAAUUUCUAUAAUUUUUUAUGCUAGAAAAUCUAAAAUGAAUCAUAUUGUGGUAUUUUUUAUCCUUUAGAAAAUGCCAAGUGUAGUAGAUGAUUAACUUAAUUAAAAUGUGCCUAAUUUGAUACAUUUAUCUCUGUUUUAGGGGGUUGGAAAUAACUCAGAAUUCAUUGUUCAUGACAGAUACCGUCUCAGUCUGCUGUGCCUAUGUAAAGAUUAGAGGAAAAUUCCAGGGUUUGGCUUGAGAUAUUAGAAAAGUCAGAAGUUAAAAUACUCUUUGGAUACAUAGUGGAAAUAUUUCCAAGCAUUUAAUUAUUUCUACCAUAAGAGAGAUGCAGAGCAGUUGACUUCACUGUAGCAAUUAUGGACUUGGGAUUUGUACAUCUCUUUGAAGUAUAGAGCUUGUGUUAGGUGAUAUCAAAGUGUGCAUUGAUAUAUUCAGCACCCAUAUAAUAAAAGCAUCAAUUACAGUUCAUUUUCUUAGUUAAAUCAGAAGCUACUGUCUAUAAAACAUUAAGAUAAACAUUGCUUUUUGUCUGUGUGAACAUAUAAAAAUGUAUAUAAAAUAUUAAACAUUGCAUUUUGCCACUAAAACAUCACGUUCUCUCAUAAAACUAUGCCCUGUAGAACUUUGUAGCGUUCAUCUCACAAACCACCGAAUAAGUGCGUACUGUUUUAGUGGAGCAGCUAAAGUUGGAAGUACUAAUUCAAACACAAGCUAUUUCUCUUCUGAUGACAUGCCAGCAACCACAAAAUCAGGCCACGAUUCAAAUCCUCUACAAUCCGGAGGUGUCAUUUUACUAAGUCAGAAAUAUUUCUCACCGCUAUUCAGCCUGAGUAGCUGGCUUGGGCAGUGAGAACUCAGGCAAGGACCAUGAGUAGCAAAUUCAUACAAUUACCCCACAGCAAGGAAACUCUGUUAAAUCUAUUAUUUUCCCACCUGCUCAGGGAGAAAAGAAAGUACUGGAGUUUAAACGCAUGGGUAAACACUUUUACUCCGUCUUCUCCUUUUUCUUCUCCUCCUCUCCUGCAUGAACGUGCAUGGCUCUGUGCAGGGAGCCUGCAUAAAGUGGGACGUCACUCUGGGCAGUGGAGGAGCUCAGGCAACCCUAGCCUACAUGGUGGAAAAGGUGGGCUCUGCACCCAUGGCCUUUUCAAGCCCUGUUGAGUACGAAAGCUUUUGUGUGUUCAGACUGAGGAGGUGAGAGAGGAGAGUGUCGAUAGGAUGGGGCCAGUCUCUUCUCCGUGGUGCCCAGCGACAGGACGAGAGGCAACGGGCACAAACUGAA
Molecule: messenger RNA, 2728 nt
Organism: Struthio camelus australis
Lineage: Eukaryota; Metazoa; Chordata; Aves; Struthioniformes; Struthionidae
Product: pulmonary surfactant-associated protein A
Molecular function (GO): signaling receptor activity
Source: RefSeq, a predicted model, not a curated record